Messenger RNA from Paramuricea clavata, 423 nucleotides. The record is from the annotation of a GenBank genome assembly. Lineage: Eukaryota; Metazoa; Cnidaria; Anthozoa; Malacalcyonacea; Plexauridae.
AUGCAAAAGAGAAUCGCCAAAGCAAAGAACAACGCUUGGAAAAGAUGGCAACGAGAAUACGUACACAGUUUAAUGGAAAGCCAACGAGUAAACGGAAAGCCAGUUAACGCGCCUGAAGUCGGUGAAGUAGUUUUAGUCGUGGGAGAAGAAAAGAACAGGAGCGAAUGGAAGAAGGGAAAGGUAGUGCGACAAGUCAAAGGUAAGGACGGAGUGGUGCGUGGCGUGGUACUUUUACACAAGGGACACACUAUCGAAAGACCGAUACAGUUGGUGUGUCCACUCGAAAUUCGAUGCACAACGCAAAUAGAACAAAAAAAGAACGAAGAGAAGCAGACGGUUGAAAAUGAAAGGAAGAAACGGGGAGCAGCAAUUGAAGAGGGUACGAAAAUACGUGAGCUAGCAGAAAAGGAGGAUGCAGACUAA